Mauremys reevesii (Reeves's turtle) is the source of this 3190-nucleotide messenger RNA. RefSeq lists its product as uncharacterized. The record is from RefSeq and is a predicted model, not a curated record. NCBI's taxonomy places the organism in Eukaryota, Metazoa, Chordata, Testudines, Geoemydidae. The transcript is spliced from 2 exons. The coding region runs from base 312 to 2507 and encodes 731 amino acids.
AUGGAGCUGGGGGAAGGGGUUCUGUGUGACUACCCAACCCUAUUUAAGACCAAUCUGACAUUUUCAAGAUAGGUGUUGUGGACUGGCAUAGGCUGUAGUUUUAGAGCUAUUAAAAUUUUUUGGAAGAAAUUUCAUACUGAGUUGGUGAGAUGCUUAUUGCUGAUUACUAGGAAACUCCUGACACAAAGCAGAAAUUCAGUUCCCUACCCAUCUGCCACUAAACCAAGACCUUGGAUGUACUAUCCCUCAGUGCCAAAGACUGAAGCUACUUAAGAGUGGUUCUGCCCCAGCUGCUGCUAUCGACUCUCAGCAUGGGGAACAAACUGAGCAAGAAGAAGGGGUUCUGUGUGACUUGUGGGAAAGUGAUGGACCAGAAGUCUAAGGAGGGAGCUGCUGCGACUACGCAGCCACAUCCUAUUGCAAGGGCCUUUCGUGAUGCUUCAACUUGGACUGGUGAGAGCCAUUCUCCCAUAGAGAACACCCAAGAGACUCUACACAACACUAGGGAGGCCCGGCCUGCUGCAGAGACGGGGCAAGACACUGGUGAGGGCGAUCCUCUUCCACAGGUGAUGCUGGACAGAGAAUCUGCUGCACAGACAACAGAAGAGAACUUAGGAGCCCAGCCUUCUCUGUGGAGUGUGCAAGAGACUGAGGGCCAGAUGACGAGACAAGCCACACAGGCACUGCAAGACAUGGGUGACGUCCAUCCGGAUGCUAAGAUGCCACAAGAGACUGAAGCCAAGUCUAGUUCCCAGAUAACAUGGGCCAAAGAGCCCGAGGCACAAACGAUGCAUGAACAAGAAGCCCAAUCUGCAGGAGAGUGCACAGAAGACACUGCUGAGGUUCAACCUGCUGCCCAUCCCGCAUAUGGGACCUGGCCUGAGGCACAGGUCACACAAGAGAUUUGUAAAGCUCAGCCUACUACUGUGCAGACAAUGCAAGAGAUUCUAGAGGACCACGCUGAAACCAAGCCUGCUCCGCAGCAUGUGCAAGAGGCUGAGACUCAUAUGAUUGAACAGAACCAAGAGGCCCGACCUGCUGCAGUGGCUACCAGUGUGGUUGGGGCUCUUCCUGCUCUCCAGGCUUAUCGGGAGACUGAGGCCCAGCCUUUUAUAGGUAUUCCACAUGAUGGAGAUUGUGCUGCCCGCACUAAAACCACGCAAGAGAUUGCUGAUCCCCUACCUGCUGCAGAAGUGACUGAGGAGGCUGAGCCUGCUUUUCAGACUGUACAAGAGAUGAUUACUCAGAUCGUAGGAGAGAUACAGACUGCACAAAGCAAAAUUGAAGCCCAGCCUGCAGCAGAGACUGAGGGACAGUUGACUGCACCUGCCACUCAAGGUGCCACACAACAUAUUCCUGAAACCCAGCCUGCUCUGCAGAUGGUACAAGGAAUUGCAGCCCAUCACACUGGAAUGACAGACAUCAGGCUUUUGCUCAAUCAAUUUACUACACAGACCACAGAGGAGGCUGAUGCCUAUCUUCCUACACAGACUGUGCAAGAGACUCAACACUCCUCUGCUCAAGCUGAACCUGCUCUGAAGAUCUGUCAAGAGUCUGAGGCCCAGAUGACUGUACUGGUCACACGAGGCACAGGGGUGGCCCAGCCCAUUACAGAGAUCCCAGCAGAGAAUACUAGAGAAACUGUGGCAAAGUCUGAUGCAGCAGCAAUUGACCAAGAGACGAAGAUGCAGCAUCAAGGUAGAAAAGUCACUGCUCGGUGUCAUAGGCUGCAAGAAGCCACCACCCAAAGAACUGGUGAGUGCCCUGCUGUUGCACAUGACAUGGAAGAGAUGGGGGAGGCUGACUCUGUUUUGCAGACUGUGCAGGAAACUAAGAUGCAGCAUUUUACACACAUUGAACAUGAGAUCAAAACCCAGCCCACAGCAUGGGCCACAGACGAGAUGGAAGCUCAGCCAUCUCUGCAGUUAUCUCUUGAGGCCCAUGCUGCUUCCCAGGAAUCUGAGGCUCCACCUGCUGUAUGGACCCUGCAAGAGACCGCACAUCAAGACACUGGUGUCAUCUCUGCAGUACCCAGGGCCUUCCAAGAGGAUACAAUGGAGGCUGUGACUCUCCCUAGUGAAGAGACCCAGCCUACUUUACGGGCUGCACAGGAGACAGAAACCUUUUGUGUUGCAGAGACCCCAGAACUGAAGGCAAAGCAGACGAGUCACCCAGAUUCCCAGCCCCCUAGUGCCCUAGGUGGCAAUGAGGCAGGAGAGCAAGACUUGGCAAUUCCUGAGGAUGCUCAGCCAGCUGAAAGGGAGGCUACUGUAGUAGCAAAGCCAGAGUCGCAGCAGCUAAUGGAACAACUGGCUCCUGAACAACAAGAGGCGCUCAUGCUGGCUCCUGCCGCCACCAGUAGUGAGGCCUCUGAAGCUCCACAGCCUGGCAAUGAAAAUUCCCCACCUCUAGAAGCCCCAGUGCAUGAAGCAGUGAGAGCAGAAGACCAGGGUAGGCUGAGACUCCUGCAGCCCCUGCAACUCAAGGUAAAAUGGCCCAAGUUUUAGACUCCAGACCUAUCAAUUGUGAAGUAGCAUCUCCGUCAAGGGACAUGGCUGACUCUCCUCCUUUGGCUGUGGAGGACGCAGGUCCAGCAGAGGGACUCACUUUGUCUGAUGUUCCAGUAAGUGGAUCUAAUGCAAAUAUAGCAGAGCCAGAGUGAAAUGGACAGACUGGGCUUUGCCACUUAAAAAGAAGCAUAUUGCUCAGUUGACCAGAUUCCUGAUCUUCCAUUGCAUUUGUGCUCAUAUGGCUGUUCCAUGAAGUAGGGAUGUAAUGCAGAGAGCAUAUCUGCUGAGUUGGGGGAAUGCCUUCUACAAUUCUACACUGUUAACUAUGGGCUUGGCUGAAUGUGCAUCCUUCUGCAUCUGAAAUUGCUGCAAAUGUAUCUACAAUGUAAAACAAUAUCUACAUUUAUAACAUCUUUCUAGGGGGUUUUAGACUUGCUGGGAACUAUUUUAAUGCUAUUGAUUACUUUUCUACACAACUCACUGACCAUUAAGCCCUUCACAUCACUGGCUUAACCUGCAAUUUUAUUUCCUUCACUUUAUUAAGUAACCAGCCUCAUCUGACAGACCAAACUAGAUCAAGGAAAGUUCUGUAACUUCUUAAAAUUGCACAAAUGCAACAAUUGUCCUCACUCAACUGGAGUACAAUAAUAGUGAAUGAUAUUUGUGUGGGUAUUGGUAGG